GGUUCAGUCAUUUGCUUUUCCCUCGCCCCCCAAAAACCAAAACGGCAAAACCCUAGCAGUGCUUUUUCGUCUCUCCACUCUCCUCAAACAGCCCAGACGUAGCCGCCAUUUUUGGUUUCAGUUCAUUGUAAAAUCUGCUGCAGCUUGGAUUUGGAAGGAUGGUGAGGGUCAGCGUUUUGAAUGAUGCACUCAAGAGCAUGUACAAUGCAGAGAAAAGGGGCAAACGGCAGGUCAUGAUCAGGCCUUCCUCAAAAGUGAUCAUCAAGUUCCUUUUGGUCAUGCAGAAGCAUGGUUACAUCGGAGAGUUUGAGUAUGUUGACGAUCACAGAGCUGGCAAAAUUGUGGUUGAACUGAACGGGAGGCUGAACAAGUGUGGGGUGAUUAGUCCUCGUUUUGAUGUUGGAGUCAAAGAGAUUGAGGGUUGGACUGCUAGGCUACUUCCUUCGAGACAGUUUGGAUAUAUUGUGCUGACCACAUCUGCUGGCAUCAUGGACCAUGAAGAAGCUAGAAGAAAGAAUGUCGGUGGAAAAGUACUUGGUUUCUUCUAUUGACACAAAUUGUUGAGAUUUUCAUUCUUGAUUUCUCUUCAUUUAGAACUUGGUAGUUUUCCUCCAUCAGUGUUGGUACAAUUCUAUUUUUGUAGAUUGGGGGGAUUAUCCAUAUGUUUUGGUUAUGAUGUUUGAGAUCAUGAAUUGUUGGUUUUCCAUUGGACAUAGUUUGUUUGCCUUUGUCAUCAGACAGUUGAAGUAGUUUUUCAAUUUGGAAGUUUCUGCUGAUUAAAUUUUUAUUC
Durio zibethinus is the source of this 790-nucleotide messenger RNA. RefSeq names its product small ribosomal subunit protein uS8z/uS8w. Gene Ontology annotation, molecular function: structural constituent of ribosome. Lineage: Eukaryota; Viridiplantae; Streptophyta; Magnoliopsida; Malvales; Malvaceae. Gene Ontology annotation, biological process: translation. The record is from RefSeq and is a predicted model, not a curated record. Gene Ontology annotation, cellular component: ribosome.